Messenger RNA from Triticum aestivum (bread wheat), 2824 nucleotides. RefSeq names its product pentatricopeptide repeat-containing protein At4g38010-like. NCBI's taxonomy places the organism in Eukaryota, Viridiplantae, Streptophyta, Magnoliopsida, Poales, Poaceae. Gene Ontology annotation, molecular function: RNA binding; protein binding. The record is from RefSeq and is a predicted model, not a curated record. The coding region runs from base 1 to 1830 and encodes 609 amino acids. The transcript is spliced from 3 exons. Gene Ontology annotation, biological process: RNA modification.
AUGGGCGGCCUCAUCAAAUAUAGGUCUCGUUUUAUUGUCUGGAAUGGAGUAUUUUCCAGCUACUCCAUCAGUCUAGAUAGAAGGCGUUCUGAAACGAGGCUACUCCAUGCCGCGAUCACAAAACUCAAACCCCCUCUUCUCGUAUGCCGGUCGCCCUCCGCGCCAUCCUCGCGGGCCCGAGCCCUCUCCCUGCGCGCGCGCUCCCCGCCGUCCAAGCCCUCCUCCUCACCUCGGGCCUCGCCGCGGACGCCGCCGUCCUCGCGCAUUUCGCCAGGCACCUCGCCUCCGCGACGCGCGCCCCGGCGGACGCCGUCCGCGCGCUGCUCCGGCUCCGCCCCCGCCCGCGCUGCGCGCACCCGUUCAACGCCCUCAUCUCCCACCUCACCCUCUCCGGCGACCCCCCCGCCGCGUUCCGCGUCUUCGCGGUCCUCGCCGCGGGCGGCGACGCCGGGCGGCCCGACGGGUACACGCUCCCGGCCGCGCUCAAGGCGUGCGCGCGGCUCGGCGGCGGCCACGCUGUAUGGCGCGUGCGGCGAGUGCGGCGACGCGAGGAGGGUGUUCGACGAAAUGGCGGGGCGGGACGUCGUGUCCUGGACCGCGCUGGUGUCCGCGUUCGUCAGGGGAGGGAGGUUCGUCGAGGCUCUCGCGGUGUUUGGCGAGAUGGACGUUGCGCCGAACGAGGGGACAUUGGCUAGCGCGCUGGUCGCGUGCGGGCGGCUGGGGGCUGUGCGUGCUGGGAAGGCCGUGCACGGGUGGUGUCUCAAGCGGCAGAGGGAGCUGGAACUCAUCGUUGGGAAUGCUUUGUUAGAUAUGUAUGUCAAGUGCGAGAAGUUGCAUCUUGCAAGGCGGGUGUUCGACAGGCUUUUGGUGAGGGACAUUGUUUCUUGGACGGUCAUGAUAAGUGGUUUGGUGCACUGCAGGCUUCCUAGCGAGGCCUUGGAGCUGUUCAAUGGGAUGCAGACAUCAGGGGUGAAGCCAGAUAAGGUUGUUCUCUCCACUGUCCUCUCAGCUUGUGCGAGCUUAGGCGCGCUGGAGUCUGGGAGGUGGGUGCAUGAAUAUAUAGAGCGUAAAGGCAUCGAGUGGGAUGUACAUGUGGGGACAUCAUUGGUUGAUAUGUACGCAAAGUGCGGGUGCUUGGAAACUUCUCUUUCAAUCUUCCAUAAGAUGCCCGUAAAGAAUGUAUCAUCUUGGAAUGCGUUGAUCAAUGGGUUCGCAUUGCAUGGUCAUGGUAGGGAAGCUCUUGUGUACUUUGACAGGAUGGUGGCUUCAGGCUUGCCCCCCAAUGAAGUCACCUUUAUAAUCGUCCUUGGUGCUUGCUGCCACACAGGUUUGGUGCAAGAAGGCCUCGGGUUGUUUAAUUUGAUGAAUAAUUCAUACAAUCUCUCGCCAUGGGAAGAGCAUUACGGUUGCAUGGUUGAUCUUCUUGGCAGAGCUGGGCUCAUUCAGGAAGCAUAUGGUUUAAUUAAGGUCAUGCCUAUGACGCCUGCUGUGUCCACGUGGGGAGCCCUGCUGAGUGCAUGCCAAGCUCAUGGGCGAGUAGAGUUUUCACAGCAGAUUCUAAGGCAUGUCCAUGAGUUGGAGUCCUCUGGGAGUGGGUUUUAUGUACUCCUCUCAAAUUUAUAUGCUCUGAAUGAUAGAUGGACUGAUGUAAAGAGGGUGAGAGGGCUGUUGAGUGAAAAAGGCUUGUGGAAGGAGCCAGGAUCCAGUUUGAUUGAGGUGAAUGGUAAGACCAGUGAAUUUGUAGUUGGACAGACGAACCAUCAAGAUAUGGAUGCGAUAUGUGCCGUGCUUUUCAUGCUAAUGAAGCAAAUACAUUUGGAUGCGUUGUAAUUCUUCAGGCCGAUUCUCAGUUUUCGUUGGAGAUUUGAUCUUAUGCAUUCAGAAAAUAUCUACUGAUUUAGUUGGUCCUAGGGACUGGAUAUCAACUUUAGGUAGUCAUUGCAUACUGUUAGCAUCAUCUGGCUACACCUAUUUCUGUGGGUGAGUGGGUGAUCAAGUCUAACCUUGGAAUUGCUACUGCACAUUUAUAUUUCAUUGUUUGUUGCUCUUGUGCUUACGCAGCUUUUCUGGCGUUAAAAAUCUGAACAGCCAAGUGGAGUACAAAGUUAGCCAGACAUGAUUAACAGUGAAUAUCAGCCAUUGUUGGGUGCCUCUUGGAGCCUCUCUUCAGUUCUUGAACAUGAUUGAUGGUGAAUUUCACCAUCAGAACUCCUGGAUGGAGGAGUGGACUCUGACCCUUACAAGGUACUGGCACAAAGCCAGACUAAUUUGUAAUCGUUUUAUAUAAGGUGAGGCAAAAAGUUGCUGAACCUUUUAACAUCAGAUUGAGUUGAGAGUUGAGACUGGUAGAUAACCGCGCCAAGAGCUAUGCAGAGCUAAAUAUACCAGCCUUGUAAACAUGCCUGUUAUUAGUAUCUGAAGUUAUCUCUGAAGCCUAGGAGUGAAGUGUUCUGAAGGAGUAUGAGACAUCAUUAGUUCUUUGUUCUGCUAUCUUUCACUCAACUUGUUAGUUGAUGAAGGGCAUCUGCUUUUAACAUGACAGGGACAGUUGUUGGAUAUGCCAUAAUUAUAUAUUCCUCAUUAAAGAAGAUAAAGUGUUGUUCAAGAACACUGCUGCCACAGGGGGUCCAAGACCAUAAAGUGCGGAGAAGUCUCUUGUAUUGAAAUUUGGUCUCCAUCCUGGUGCAUAUAUUGUUUGCCGGACGGAUUGGCGGAAGAGUACAAAAGCAAAGCGAUGUAUUCCUGCAGUUGGUUUUGGGCUUUCAUAACUGACGACUUCAUUUCCUGUAACAAAAUGCGUGCUAACAUGUUAAAGUGAUGUCAC